This is a messenger RNA of Cucurbita pepo subsp. pepo (vegetable marrow), 1787 nucleotides long. Its product is annotated as high affinity nitrate transporter 2.4. The record is from RefSeq and is a predicted model, not a curated record. Lineage: Eukaryota; Viridiplantae; Streptophyta; Magnoliopsida; Cucurbitales; Cucurbitaceae. Gene Ontology annotation, biological process: transmembrane transport. Gene Ontology annotation, molecular function: nitrate transmembrane transporter activity.
AUUGAUACUGAGAAAGGAAAGAGAGGAGGAGUUGAAUUGAGUAGCGAAGAUGAGCGGCGGCGUGGAGGGGUCUCCGGGGAGCUCGAUGCAUGGGGUGACAGGGAGAGAGCAGACGUUUGCAUUCUCGGUGGCAUCCCCAAUUGUCCCAACAGACACAACAGCUAAGUUUGCAUUACCAGUGGACUCUGAGCACAAGGCGAAGGUGUUCAAGCUCUUCUCCUUCGCCAACCCCCACAUGAGAACCUUCCACCUUUCUUGGAUUUCCUUCUUCACUUGCUUCGUCUCCACCUUCGCCGCCGCCCCUCUUGUCCCCAUCAUCCGUGAUAACCUCAACCUCACCAAAGUCGACAUUGGCAACGCCGGCGUCACCUCCGUCUCCGGCAGCAUCUUCUCUCGUCUUGUCAUGGGCGCCGUCUGCGACCUUCUCGGCCCUCGCUACGGCUGCGCCUUUCUCAUCAUGCUCUCCGCCCCCACCGUCUUCUGCAUGUCCUUCGUCUCCGACGCCGCCGGCUACAUCGCCGUCCGCUUCAUGAUCGGCUUCUCCCUCGCCACCUUCGUCUCCUGCCAGUACUGGAUGAGCACCAUGUUCAACAGCCAGAUCAUCGGCCUCGUCAACGGCACCGCCGCCGGAUGGGGCAACAUGGGCGGAGGAGCCACCCAGCUCAUCAUGCCCUUGCUCUAUGACAUCAUCAAGAGAGCCGGCGCUACUCCCUUCACUGCCUGGCGGAUUGCCUUCUUCAUCCCUGGGUGGCUUCAUGUCAUCAUGGGCAUCUUGGUUCUCACUCUCGGCCAGGACUUGCCCGAUGGCAACCUUAGCAGCCUUCAGAAGAAGGGUGACGUUGCCAAAGAUAAAUUCUCCAAGGUCCUCUGGUACGCCAUCACCAACUAUCGAACUUGGAUCUUCGUCCUCCUCUACGGCUACUCCAUGGGCGUCGAGCUCUCCACCGACAACGUCAUUGCCGAGUAUUUCUACGACAGGUUUGAUCUAAAGCUGCACACCGCCGGGAUCAUCGCAGCCACGUUCGGAAUGGCGAAUCUGGUGGCUCGGCCGUUCGGAGGGUAUGCGUCGGACUUUGCGGCGCGAUACUUCGGGAUGAGGGGAAGGCUGUGGACUCUAUGGAUCCUGCAGACAUUCGGGGGAGUGUUCUGCAUGUGGCUUGGGAAGGCGGACAAGCUGCCAACAGCCAUAGCGGCAAUGAUAUUGUUCUCAAUAGGAGCACAGGCUGCGUGUGGAGCCACAUUUGGGAUCAUUCCCUUCAUUUCUAGGCGGUCUCUAGGGAUCAUAUCAGGGCUGACAGGAGCAGGAGGGAACUUUGGGUCUGGUUUGACUCAGUUGGUGUUCUUCUCAACCACCAAAUACACCACAGACAAAGGGCUGUUCUUGAUGGGGAUAAUGAUUGUGUGUUGCACUCUUCCAGUCACUUUGGUUCACUUCCCUCAGUGGGGAAGCAUGUUCUUACCCCCAACCAAACACGUUGAGAAGUCCACUGAGGAAUUCUAUUACGGCGCUGAAUGGACUGAGGAUGAAAAGAAGAAGGGUUUGCACCAACAAAGCAUCAAGUUCGCUGAGAACAGCCGCUCCGAACGUGGAAGGCGCGUUGGCUCAGCCCCAACCCCACCAAACACCACUCCUUCCCAUGUUUGAACAAUCAAACAACUUCCCUCAACUCCCAACUUGGCUAUCAUCACAAUAUUAUCUCUAUUUUACUAUUUUGUAUAUCUAUUUUACUAUUUCCUUCCAAAAUGGAUCCAUUGGGGAGUCUUUUAGUAUAUUCUGUGAAUCUUCU